Molecule: messenger RNA, 2600 nt
Organism: Argentina anserina (silverweed cinquefoil)
Lineage: Eukaryota; Viridiplantae; Streptophyta; Magnoliopsida; Rosales; Rosaceae
Product: tyrosine--tRNA ligase 1, cytoplasmic
Exons: 18
Coding region: 160-2241 (693 amino acids)
Biological process (GO): tyrosyl-tRNA aminoacylation
Cellular component (GO): cytoplasm
Molecular function (GO): ATP binding; tyrosine-tRNA ligase activity
Source: RefSeq, a predicted model, not a curated record
CACUGUGUUUACGGCUGUGGAUGAAGAUUGAGCUUGGAUGACAAGUACGAGCUUCUCAGAGGUAUCGCGGAGGAGUGCAUCCAAGAAGAUGAGCUCAAGAAGUUGCUGGCGAACAAGGCCGAGCCGAUCUGCUACGACGGAUUCGAACCUUCCGGUAGAAUGCACAUUGCUCAGGGAGUUUUGAAGGCAAUUAAUGUGAACAAGAUGAUUGCCAGUGGCUGCAGGGUGAAGAUUUGGAUUGCCGAUUGGUUUGCGCAGCUGAACAAUAAGAUGGGGGGCGAUUUGGAGAAGAUUGAGAUUGUCGGGAAGUAUUUUAUUGAGAUAUGGAGGUCUAUUGGGAUGGAUUUGGACAGUGGGAAGGUUGAGUUCUUGUGGUCUUCAAAGGAGAUCAAUGCCAGGUCACAUGAGUACUGGCCGCGCGUGACGGACAUUGUCACAAAGAACAAGCUUCCAAGAAUUGUUAGGUGCAGUCAAAUUAUGGGUCGAACGGAUCAAGAUGAGUUAACCUCUGCCCAGAUCUUCUACCCGAUUAUGCAAUGUGCUGAUAUUUUCUUCCUGCAGGCUGACAUCUGUCAACUGGGAAUGGAUCAACGCAAAGUGAAUGUGCUCGCAAGAGAGUACUGUGAUGACAUCAAGAAGAAAAACAAGCCUAUUAUCUUGUCACACCAUAUGUUACCUGGUUUACAGCAAGGGCAAGAGAAAAUGUCAAAAAGUAAUAGGUCCUCAUCAAUAUUUAUGGAAGAUGAAGAGGUGGAAGUGAAUACCAAGAUUGAGAACGCUUACUGCCCUCCAGAAAAGGUUGAAGGAAAUCCCUGUUUGGAAUACGUACAGUACCUUAUUUUACCUUGGUUUCAUGAAUUUACUGUAGAGUGCAGCGAGAAGAACGGUGGGAAUAUGACUUUCACAGAUUUUAAAGACUUGAGUGCUGCUUAUGCUAAAGGUGAGGUGUGUCCUGGCGACCUCAAACCAUCUUUAGCAAAAGCAUUGAAUAAGAUACUGGAGCCUGUACGAUCCCAUUUCAAGAACAAUGAAGCUGCCAAACAGAUAUUACAAAGUGUAAAGAUGGCUAUCAAAGCACCAGAGCAACUCGUUGCCGAUGAAGUCAAAGAGAUGUCAAUCGCCGAUGAAGUCAAAUCAGUGCCGGUCGUUGACUCUCAGCUAGCAAGCUGUUCCUCUCAAUCUAUUCUAUUGAGCUUGGAUGAGAGGUACAAGCUUCUCAGAGGCAUCGCGGAGGAGUGUAUCCAAGAUGAUGAGCUAAAGAACUUGCUGGCGAACAAGGCCGAGCCGAUCUGCUAUGAUGGCUUUGAACCCUCCGGAAGGAUGCAUAUUGCUCAGGGAAUUUUGAAGGCAAUUAAUGUGAACAAGAUGACUACCAGUGGCUGCAGAGUGAAGAUUUGGAUUGCCGACUGGUUUGCGCAGCUAAACAAUAAGAUGGGGGGUGAUUUGAAGAAGAUUGAGACUGUGGGGAAGUACUUCAUUGAGAUUUGGAGGUCGGUGGGGAUGAAUCUGAACAGUGGGAAGGUUGAGUUUUUGUGGUCUGCGAAGGAGAUCAACGCCAGGUCACAUGAGUACUGGCCGUGUGUGAUGGAUAUUGCCAUGAAGAACAAACUUCCGAGGAUAAUUAGGUGUAGUGAAAUUAUGGGUCGAACUGAUCAAGAGGAGUUAGCCGCCCAGAUUUUCUACCCGUGUAUGCAAUGUGCAGAUAUUUUCUUACUGGAGGCUGACAUCUGUCAAAUGGGAAUGGAUCAACGUGAAGUGAAUAUACUCGCACGAGAGUACUGUGAUGACAUAAAGAAAAAAAACAAGCCUAUUAUCUUGUCACACCAUAUGCUUCCUGGUUUACAGCAAGGGCAGGAGAAAAUGUCAACAAGUGAUCCGUCGUCAUCGAUAUUUAUGGACGAUGAAGAGGCGAUAGUGAAUACCAAGAUUAAGAAAGCUUACUGCCCUCCAAAAGAGGUUGAAGGAAAUCCCUGUUUGGAAUACUUAAAGUACCUUAUUUUCCCUUGGUUUCAUGAGUUCACUGUAGAGCGCAGCGAGAAGAACGGUGGAAAUAAGAAUUUCACAGAUUUUGAAGACUUGAGUGUUGCUUAUGCAAAAGGUGAUGUGCAUCCUGGCGACCUCAAACCAUCUUUGGCAAAAGCAUUGAAUCAGAUACUGGAGCCUGUACGAUCUCAUUUCAAAAAUGACAAAGCGGCCAAACAGCUAUUACAAAGUGUAAAGAAUUAUAAAGUCACCAGAUGAUGACAGUAAUGGAGCUAGGACUUCUCACAUUUGCCCCUACAAGAGCAAUUGUGGGUUGAAAAGGCACAUUUCCUCAGAAUCGGGGGAUUCCUUCCUCUAUGCUCAUCUCAAAGCCUCUUUUUGUUCAGGAUUAUUGACAUUGUAGGGAAUUUACUCAGAGAUUAGCAUAUUGAUUUCCUGGUGUUUUUAUAAUACAUUUACCAUUUCUAUGGUGAACAAUUUACCUGUUAACGGAAUCUCAGAUAUCGAACAAAUCUUUUGUUCCAAAUAGUUAGUGUCCAACGCUGGCCAUUGUGUAAGCAAAUCUUAGCGUCCAACUAUGAUCUGCGAUGUUCAGUUCUCCUGUCUUUUGAGGAUUC